Molecule: messenger RNA, 1797 nt
Organism: Pelmatolapia mariae (spotted tilapia)
Lineage: Eukaryota; Metazoa; Chordata; Actinopteri; Cichliformes; Cichlidae
Product: platelet-derived growth factor subunit A-like
Exons: 6
Coding region: 643-1242 (199 amino acids)
Biological process (GO): positive regulation of cell population proliferation; positive regulation of cell migration; positive regulation of MAP kinase activity
Cellular component (GO): membrane
Molecular function (GO): growth factor activity; platelet-derived growth factor receptor binding
Source: RefSeq, a predicted model, not a curated record
AGGACCGCUGGGAGCUGGCAUCAAACUCCUCAGAGCGGAGAUAAAGGCUUUUGGUUCUUUUGCGUUUUCCAGACAGACCUGCUCUCGGUUUGUGAGUUUUGAAAAUUUACCUACCUGAAGUGCCAAGACGCUCAAACGCUGCAGAGGGCACAAAUGGGUGAUUUUUGAAAGGAUCAUAUUGAGGACAAAAUGAUGGAUAUUUCUGGAUAUGUGAAUGCAAAAAAUGCCUCCAUCGGCACCUGUUCUGUCUAGACCAAAAUGAAAAGCAACUGGACAUACACUUGAUGUCAAGUCUGAUUGUGUGAUUUGCUUUAAACUUCGGACCUGUGGACGAAUAUCGGUGGGAUCCUAAGAUUUGUACUUUUUUAUUUUGUUUUAUCUUUUUAAAACUUGGACUCUCGUUUUUCGCGGUCACUUAAAAAUAAUUCCUUAAAUCUCUUUGGCAGUGACUUACACCGGGUGCAGAACAAGCAGAAGUUUGCUUCCAUCCUUUUAAUUUCAUUCAGGAUUUCACAGCUCUUAUAUUAAAACUGAGGAGGUAUUCUGUCCUCCCGAGGGAUGAUGAGAGCAGGGAGCGACAGCCCGGCUCCUUCGGUGGAUUUUCGACCUAUUCUGGUGCCUAUGCAGUGGAUCUGAGAGGAGAUGAGAGCCGCAGUUUACCACAUCCUUGCCGGCUACCUCUGCGUGUUACGCACCGUUGCUCAGGAGUCUCCUCUCCCUCGGGAGCUUCUGGAGCGGCUCUCUCGCAGCGAGAUCCGCAGCAUCAGCGACCUCCAGCGGCUGCUAGAGAUAGACUCCGUAGAGAACGAGGUGACCGAGGAGACCAAACACAGCUACCACAAGGACUUCUCUCACAGCUUCCCCGACCUAAAGAGAGCACACACACAUACCAGACACAGGAGGAGCACUGUGGUAGAAGAGGCCUUGCCAGCAGUGUGCAAAGUUCGGACAGCAAUUUAUGAAAUUCCCAGGAGUCAGGUGGAUCCCACAUCAGCCAACUUCAUCAUCUGGCCUCCCUGUGUCGAGGUGAAACGCUGCACUGGCUGCUGCAACACCAGCAACAUGAGGUGCCAGGCGGCUCGUAAACACUACCGCACUGUUAAGGUGGCAAAGGUGGAGUACGUGCGAAGGCGGCCAAAGCUGAGGGAGGUGCAGGUGAGGCUGGAGGAUCACUUAGAGUGCAUGUGCACCAACAAACGCCAUAUCAGCCCAAACUCAGACACAGAAAAUGGCAUCAGGUGAAGAGCAGCAGACAGAUGUAGGAGUGGAGGACACCUUGAGGAUGAUGAUGUAAUGGAAAGCAAGGACAAGCACCUUCUGCCUGUGACUCCUUUAACACCUGCCGUCAAAGUAACAGUGAAAAGGUCUAAUGGAGCAUAUUUUGCCCCACAACCUUUUGGAGUUUUGAUGGAGGAUUACUGACUCACCAUUUUCAAAAAAAAGCAGAGCAUCAAACUUCCACAAGUGAACUCCAACUUUUUCUUUGAUGGAGACGAGAAACGAUGAGACGAUGAAAAAACGAACUGAUAUUCUGGUUCUAGGAUGUUGAAGGGCAUAUUGCCUGUAUCCUGCUCCUUCUCCAGAGUAUAAACCGCUCAGUGACUCGGAUUAUAAACUGGGGCAAAAUCCUUUCUAGAAACAGUGACUGGGAUUAGUUUUUGUACUCCAAGAUUUACUCUUCCUCAGAAAAGCACUCACACACAUGCACGUAUAUCCUCUUAUUUUUAUAACGUCUCGUUUUCUAUUUCUAUUGCUUAUCAGUUUCUUUUUUCUGAUAUGUUAUCCAAAUAAAGAAUG